CCGCUUUUGUUUGGCGUGGCUCCGAGCCAAAGACUGGCGGGAGGCCGUGUACCCGGACGCGCCAUCCUCCUGACGGCGUGCUCCGGCCUACCGCGGGUCAGUCGCUCCGGGCGCGAGGACCUGGCAGCAUGUGGCGCCUGCUCCUCGUGUGCUGCACCGGUGUCUGCCUGCUGAGCGGAGGCAAGGCGGCGGCCCCUCGGCCAGGCCCAGCAGGAUGCGUGCUCACCGAGUCGCCGUUCCCCAAGCACGCCAUGUCGGUGGGAGAAACCUUUAACACUGGCCCUGAACCCUGCGCCUCCUACACCUGCGUCGAACCGAACCAGUGGUCUUCCGUCUCCUGCCCGCCGGUGGAGGGCGCUCCCGACGGCUGCGAGGUCGUCCAGGGGAAUCAGUCGGCGGUGUACCCGGGCUGCUGCGUCCACGUCAGCUGCGGCGACAACGUCCUCGGCGUCGACCAGCCCUUUGGAAAAACUCUGCAGGAGUGAAAUUCCUUGCCGAAAAAAGGUCGUUUCUCUCUUUCUCUCGUUUCUUUGUGAAGUGCCCAUUAUUACCAUGCUUCUUAAUAAACUGUCCAGAUUACGUCA
Molecule: messenger RNA, 584 nt
Organism: Frankliniella occidentalis (western flower thrips)
Lineage: Eukaryota; Metazoa; Arthropoda; Insecta; Thysanoptera; Thripidae
Exons: 3
Coding region: 129-485 (118 amino acids)
Source: RefSeq, a predicted model, not a curated record